AUGUCGAUUGUUGAACUUGGAGAGUCUAUACCACCCCUCACUGCUCAUGCCACAAGUGUAUCUCUUCCAACAUGGAGAGACAACGUUGGCUACGAGGAGGGUGAUUCAAGAGUGGUGAGCAAAAUGACGACUGGCUACCCACGCUUCUUCAUUCAUAAACAAAUCGCAGCAUUUGCAGAAGAGAUUGUCGAAAAGCAUGGUAAUACCGGCUAUUUGGCUAUGCUCUUUCCGUCUAGAUCCACUGCCCGGAGUUGUCAAAAGUUCAUACCUUCGAGAGACCCUUCGGUUUCCGUGGACCAGAUCCGGGUGGUUGACUUGGUGUUAGACAGGAGCAAAGUUACCUCAGAGACCUUGCUCAAACUGUCUCCGUCAAUAUCUGCAGUGAUAUACCCGAAAGCUCUCUUUCCCCUUGCAAAGCAAUACUGGCAACACUCAGGAGAUGGAGUCUCUAGUAGGCGAGCUGCUUUUUGCCACAGUCUUUUCAAGGAAGGAGUCUUGGUAGAAGAAAGAAGCCUUCAGUCGACUAAGAAUAGCACGAAUGGGUUGCCCACUACUAGUAAAGGGCCGAAGCGAUACCAGAGAGGAUCAACCGAUAACACAAUACCAAGGGCUAAUACAAGCGGUCCCUCCCCCAUCAAAUCGCAUCGCCCUGCCCAAAACGACUCUGCAGAGGCUCGUGAAAGCUCGCAGUUUCUGGAAGAACGCUUUGGCCGAAAUCUUGAUGUUUCACUUGUUGACAGUGCCAAGUCAGCCAUCCGUCGCCGCAUAGCUGGUUCCUUGAUGGGAGAGGUUGAACUCGGUGUUUCUCCCCACCCACCGACAACGUCGAAUGCACGUGGCGUUGUAGACCUCGCAGAGGAAGACGUCUAUCUAUACCCCUGUGGAAUGAAUUCUAUCUUCCAUGCACACCAAAUGAUGCUCGAAGCUAGAGGUCAAUUGAAGAGCAUCUCGUACGGUUUCCCUUAUGUUGACACUCUCAAAAUUUUGGAAAAGUGGGGUCCUGGUUGCACCUUUUACGGAAAUGGAUCAUCAAAAGAGCUGGAUGACCUCGAGGCCCGUCUGAAGGCGGGUGAGCGUUUUCUCGCACUAUUCUGCGAAUUCCCUGGCAAUCCACUAUUGACGUGCCCUGAUCUCAAAAGGAUACGAGCCUUGGCUGAUACUUACGAUUUCGGUGUUGUUGUUGACGAAACCAUUGGCAACUUCAUCAACAUCAAUGUGCUUCCGUAUGCCGAUUUAGUAGUCAGCAGCCUUACCAAAAUCUUCUCAGGAGAAUGCAAUGUUAUGGGGGGUAGUACAAUACUCAAUCCCCGUGGACGGUACUAUUCAUUGCUGAAAAAGGCUGCGACAGCUCAGUUCGAGGACAACUACUGGGCUGAAGAUGUCAUGUUCAUGGAACGUAAUAGCCGCCAUUUCGUAUCGCGAAUCGAGAGAAUCAAUGACAACGCAGAGCUCAUCUGCAACAUUUUGAUGAAGCACCCUCUUGUUAAGACUUUAUAUUACCCUAAACACAACUCUUCUCGAGAGCACUACGACGCAUGUCGAACACUUACUGGUGGAUAUGGUGGUCUGCUUUCCUUCAUAUUUCAUACCAAAGCUCAGGCCAUAGCUUUCUUUGACCGGAUAGAAACAGCAAAGGGCCCAAGUCUAGGCACAAAUUUCACAUUGACCUCACCCUACGUUCUUCUCGCUCACUUUACGGAAUUGGAAUGGGCGGCAAAGUUUGGUGUUCAAGCGGAACUGAUUCGUAUUAGUGUUGGUCUCGAGGAUGAGGAGGAUCUUAAGUCUCGAUUUGCGGCUGCGUUGAAAGCUGCUGAAGAGGCUGACUCUUGA
Messenger RNA from Lachnellula hyalina, 1830 nucleotides. RefSeq names its product Cystathionine gamma-synthase (gene met-7). Gene Ontology annotation, biological process: transsulfuration. Lineage: Eukaryota; Fungi; Ascomycota; Leotiomycetes; Helotiales; Lachnaceae. The transcript is spliced from 3 exons. Gene Ontology annotation, molecular function: pyridoxal phosphate binding; cystathionine gamma-synthase activity. The record is from RefSeq and is a predicted model, not a curated record. Bases 1 to 1830 code for a protein of 609 amino acids.